Messenger RNA from Oncorhynchus gorbuscha (pink salmon), 960 nucleotides. Its product is annotated as circumsporozoite protein-like. The record is from RefSeq and is a predicted model, not a curated record. Lineage: Eukaryota; Metazoa; Chordata; Actinopteri; Salmoniformes; Salmonidae. The transcript has 2 exons. The annotation marks the transcript as partial.
AUGAAUGUCGACCCUACUGAAAGCCCUACUGUAAGCCCGACUGUAAGUCCUACUGUAAGCCCUACUUUAAGCCCUACUGUAAGCCCUACUGUAAGUCCUAAUGUAAAUUAUACUGUAAGCCCUACUUUAAGUCCUAAUGUAUGCCCUACUUUAAGUCCUAAUGUAUGCCCUACUUUAAGUCCUAAUGUAAGCCCUACUUUAAGACCUACUGUAAGUCCUAAUGUAAUCCCUACUGUAAGUCCUAAUGUAAGCCCUACUUUAAGUCCUAAUGUAAGUCCUACUGUAAGUCCUAAUGUAAGCCCUACUUUAAGUCUGAAUGUAAGCCCUACUGUAAGUCAUACUGUAAGUUAUACUGUAAGCCCUACUUUAAGUCCUAAUGUAAGCCUUACUUUAAGUCCUACUGUAAGCCCUACUGUAAGUCCUACUGUAAGCCCUACUGUAAGUCCUAAUGUAAGCCCUACUGUAAGUCCUACUGUAAGUCCUACUGUAAGCACUACUGUAAGUCCUACUGUAAGCUCUACUGUAAGCCCUACUGUAAGUUCUACUGUAAGCCCUACUUUAAGUCCUAAUGUAAGCCCUACUGUAAGUCCUACUGUAAGCCCUACUGUAAGUCCUACUGUAAGUCCUAAUGUAAGCCCUACUUUAAGCCCUACUGUAAGUCCUAAUGUAAGCCCUACUGUAAGUCCUAAUGUAAGCCCUAAUGUAAGCCCUACUUUAAGUCCUAAUGUAUUCCCUACUGUAAGUCCUAAUGUAAGCCCUACUUUAAGUCCUAAUGUAAGCCCUACUUUAAGUCCGAAUGUAAGCCCUACUGUAAGUCCUAAUGUAAGCCCUACUGUAAGUCCUAAUGUAAGCCCUACUGUAAGUCCUAAUGUAAGCCCUACUGUAAGUCCUACUGUAAGCUCUACUUUAAGUCCUAAUGUAAGCCCUACUUUAAGCCCUACUGUAAGUCCUAAUGUAAGC